This is a messenger RNA of Aspergillus saccharolyticus JOP 1030-1, 2146 nucleotides long. RefSeq names its product DNA-protein crosslink repair co-factor UBX5. Gene Ontology annotation, biological process: proteasome-mediated ubiquitin-dependent protein catabolic process. The transcript is spliced from 2 exons. The record is from RefSeq and is a predicted model, not a curated record. Gene Ontology annotation, molecular function: ubiquitin binding. NCBI's taxonomy places the organism in Eukaryota, Fungi, Ascomycota, Eurotiomycetes, Eurotiales, Aspergillaceae. Gene Ontology annotation, cellular component: nucleus. The annotation marks the transcript as partial.
CUCUGACAGGCUAUUUAUCCAUGCAUUCAUACAGUUAGGUAUAUCUCUUCCAUUCUUUUGCUGUAUAGACAACUACUACUACAGUUAGCUAUGCAACCUUUUAUCUGAUCUCAAAGAGACCAUUCACCAACCUUCACGCUCCUAUCAAGCUGAAAUUAUUCACUGUAUUCUCCCCUCACUGAUCACCGCCUUGAUACCGUCAUUGAAGUUUGCAACUGUUUGCAUCGGAUUGUCCUCUUCACUCACCAUUCAACCUUGCAGCAGUCGAACUCUUACUGCAUAGCACUCCCCGUCACAGCGGUUCGAUACCCCACUUCUCUUGUCUACAUUGCCUUCGGCCUUCAUCAAAUUCAACGUCCUCUGCCCGUCAUGGACGGCGAUGUGGUCGCCCAGUUCACCGAAAUCACCGGCUCCAAGCCCGAGCUCGCGAUUCAAUACUUGCAGCUUGCCGAUUUCAACAUCGAGCAGGCUAUGCAGCUUUACUUCGAAAAUGGUGGAGCACCACUAACUGAUGAACCUGCAUCAUCGACAUCUGCGCCUCAGCAAGCCUCCCGUGCGAGAGGGUAUGAAGAUGAUUCCGGAGUUGUACAUAUCGGUUCAGAUGACGAAACCACGGUAGACGAAUCAACGCCAUCCGCCCGCAACCUUCCAUCACACAAUGCUCACUUUGAAGAUGAUGCGGCUAUGGCUCGUCGACUCCAGGAGGAGAUGUAUAGAGGGGCGGGUGCUGAAGAAGAAGAAGUGCGCGCACCGAUGGCUCGCACCACAGAGACUUUGGUAGGCCCAGAAGCGGACUUUGACGACGGUGAUAUGCAUGCUAGCAUUUUGAGUCAGCUACGGGCUCGGCAGCAACGACACAACCGUCCUGGUAUCUUCAACCAGAGAGAUACAGCGUCGAUAUGGCAUGGAGAGGAUGCGUCACAACGUGAGCAACUAGCAGCGGCGACUGGAGGAGCCUCCGAAGCCUCAAGUAAACAGAAUAUGCUGGCCGAGAUGUAUCGCCCCCCAUUCGAGAUAAUGUCGCGGCUUCCUUGGGAUUCCGCUCGACAGGAAGGCCGCGAAAACGAGAAAUGGCUGCUGGUUAACAUUCAGGAUUCUUCUAUUUUUGACUGUCAAGUACUGAAUCGGGACUUGUGGAAAGAUCCCGGAGUGCGGGAUACGGUCAAGGAACAUUUCGUUUUUCUUCAGUAUUCUAAAGACGAUCCGCGCGCCGCACCUUAUCUGCAAUAUUAUUUUCAGGCAAGCGAUGUAUCGGAUAACUUCCCUCACAUCGCGAUAGUCGAUCCUCGGACAGGUGAACAGAUGAAGGUUUGGUCUGGUCCUCCUGUUGUUCGGCCCGCCGAGUUCUUGAUGCAACUCCACGAAUUCUUAGACCGCUAUAGUCUGAAACAUAACGUUCGCAACCCCGUCGCGAAGCGCAAGCCGGAACAGAAAGAGAAGAGUAUUGAUGCCAUGACUGAGGAGGAGAUGAUGGAAAUGGCUAUGAGGAAUAGUCUCGGUGAACAGGCAACCCAAGCCCCGAAGUUGGAGGACCCCGAUGAGCUUACUCGCAGUACUGGAGACGUCAAAGGCAAAGGACGGGCGGUCGAUUUGGAAGAUGUCAACAUGAGUGAAGACGAAUCCGGUCAGCAGAGUGCAUUUGCUGCCAUUUCAGACACCCAACCCCACACGGAGCCUCCAGCCGAUCCUGCAACAACCACGCGCAUUCAGUUUCGUCACCCUUCUGGAAGGGUCAUUCGCCGCUUUGCUUUGGCAGAUCCGGUCCGGAGGAUCUACGAGUGGCUGAAAGCCGAUCCUCCAUUGGCGGACAAACAUGGUAUCGAAUUUGACCUCAACUCUAUGGGUCGUAAUCUGAUCGACUCCUUGGAGACGAGUAUCGAGGAGGCUGGUUUGAAGAACGGAACCGUAAUGAUUGGCUAUGUGGAGAAUGAAUGAGUGCGCAGUUGGUGAGAAUUCCAGUUGCCUGAGGAGCGAGAGAGCUAUUUCGGCCGGCUCCUAGGCUUAGAAAUUCAAGAAUGAUUGUCGCUUUGGAAGGACAGCCCCAUCUGCAAUCCUUUGAGCUUGCAUGGUGCGAUUUACUAAGCAGGGAGGGUCUCUAUCUAAGACGCAUAUUUUCAGAAAUACUAUAACGAGGAGCAAAUCACGA